ACAAACAAGCACACAAGUAAAACUAAUGGAACUUUUCUAUUACUGCGCAUUCUUUGCACCUCUUUAGGCUCAACUUUUUUUUAUUAAAGAUUUGAGUUUUCAGGCCCUUUAUAGCUUAUAUAAACCCCAAAACUUAGUGAUCUUUUAUAGUCACUGCAGGAAAAUUUGAUCAUGAAAGGCUUAUUUGAGGAGCAAGAGCAACCAUCUCCUGAUCUGUCGAAUUAUGCAUCGACAAGUGGUGAAUCUAAAGAUGAUCAAGAAAUGGGAACUAAUCAUGACAUAUCAAAGAGUGUUGGUGUCUUGAAAAGCUCUACCUUUAGCUGCCUAUCAAGAGGAAUGGAUGCAAAUUUCGCACGUGCGGUUGUGGCAGAAAUGGUGGGGACUUUUAUUUUGGUAUUCUGUGUAUGUGCAAUCAUAGCAAGCACUCAGAAGAUGAGAGGUGAUGUGGGUCUGUUGGAGUAUGCAAGCACAGCAGGUUUAACAGUAAUAGUUUUGAUCUUCUCAAUAGGCUCCAUUUCUGGUGCUCAUGUCAAUCCUUCUGUUACUAUAGCCUUCGCAAUCUUUGGCCAUUUCCCUUGGCCCAAGGUCCCACUUUACAUAUUUGCACAAACCGUUGGUUCGAUACUGGCAACAUACAUAGGGAAGCUUGUUUACAACAUCAAAGCAGAUCUCAUGAUCACAAGACCCCUACAAGGCUGCGUUGCAGCCUUUUGGGUUGAGCUUAUAGCAACUUUCAUCAUUAUGUUCUUGGUAGCCUCAUUAACUUAUCAAGCUCAAUCUAUGGGCUAUUUGUCCGGUUUUGUAGUUGGUAUUGCUAUUGGACUAGCCGUGCUAAUUACAGGACCUGUUUCUGGUGGGUCGAUGAAUCCAGCAAGGUCAAUGGGAGCUGCAAUUGUUUCAUGGAAUUUUAGAGACAUUUGGAUAUAUAUUAGUGCCCCAACAGUAGGAGCUGUGGGGGGUGCUCUCUUAUUUCAAAUUCUGAGGGUUCAGAGUGGGCCUUGUACCACACCUGCCUCCACUCACUCAGUCCUUACCCUUUAGACCAAAUAAAUUUAAUUUAUUAAUUAAUUAAUUUUAUGGAGAAAUUUGUCUAGUGUGCUUAUUGGAUGAUACCCUAACUACUUGUUCAAUUUAAUGAAGAACGAUGUGUUGAGACAAAAACUUCAUGUGCUUGAGAUUAUUAGACACAAGUACUCACCUCACUGGUUGGGUUAACCACAAUUAAUAUAUAUA
This is a messenger RNA of Humulus lupulus (European hop), 1233 nucleotides long. RefSeq names its product probable aquaporin NIP7-1. Gene Ontology annotation, biological process: transmembrane transport. The transcript has 5 exons. The coding region runs from base 172 to 1041 and encodes 289 amino acids. NCBI's taxonomy places the organism in Eukaryota, Viridiplantae, Streptophyta, Magnoliopsida, Rosales, Cannabaceae. The record is from RefSeq and is a predicted model, not a curated record. Gene Ontology annotation, cellular component: membrane. Gene Ontology annotation, molecular function: channel activity.